This is a messenger RNA of Bactrocera neohumeralis, 2823 nucleotides long. RefSeq lists its product as uncharacterized. The record is from RefSeq and is a predicted model, not a curated record. The coding region runs from base 1986 to 2687 and encodes 233 amino acids. The transcript is spliced from 4 exons. NCBI's taxonomy places the organism in Eukaryota, Metazoa, Arthropoda, Insecta, Diptera, Tephritidae.
UCUGCUAUCUUUAUCGAUUGUUCAGUGAGAAUUUCAUGACAUUUCAUUGAUUGGAAUUGAAGUUGUUGCGUUUUAAGUGUCAGUACGUUUGUGUUAUCGGUGCGAAAAUGAGCUUCGAACAAAGAGCCAAUAUUAAAGUUUGUUUUAAAAAAGUGGUUUCAACGUUUUCAAAAUGGUCGUGAUCACCGGAAAUUCCAUCGAAACUAUACGUGAAUUCAUCAAAAAUCAGACGAAAUCAUCAAUGAAAUUCAUGUAAAUGGAAUUGAACAUCUCCAAAACAUUGAUUUAUCGCAUUUUGACCGAACAUUUGUUCUUACGAAAGGUGUGUACACGGUUUGCUCCGCACAAAUUGACUAGGACCAAAAAUUGCUCAGAAUCCAACAUUCGAAGGACAAUUAUUUGACCAAAAAUCACAUUUUAACCAUUAACCACUCCCCGUAUUCACCUGAUAUGGCACCGUGCGACUUCCUCCUUUUCGGAAAAAUGCAUUUGCCCAUGAAAGGAAAGCGUUAUGCAGACGUUGAGGCCAUUCAAAGGGCUUGCACCGGCAUACUGGCGGCCAUACUCGUUCGACAUGGAGACUAUUUUGAAUAAAAUAAAUUGAUUUUGCCGAAAAAAGACAUUUGUUCUGUGCUUUGGAACGUACCUUGUAUUACUAAACUGUUUUGUCUGUUAGCGAUAUGUUAAAACAUUAAACAGUAACUACAUAAAUUGCAAUUAAUACUUGAUGAAGGUUUGGCUAAUAAAACAAAAUAGAGAAGAUUCCAGGGUUUUUUUUUAUAUAAAAUAACAAUUAUAUUUACAAUUUUUUCCUAGCUUUAGGGUUCGUAAAAGUAUCAAUGACUUCGUUUAAAUCCAGGCUAGAGCGGUUCUAAAUAACCUUUCAGCUGCUGCAGAAGUCACUAAUAAUAAUAAUACUUCCGUUUGGUCGCAUUCCAGCACUACAUAUUUGCUCAUUAUUUCCUUACAUAAUUAGUGAACAUAUCCGUGAACUGUUAGUUAGUUGAGGUAAAACUAUGUGGUAAAUAUUACGGCCUAUUACAUCUGAAUAUAUUCUUUGGAAUUCGACACACUUUUGUAAUGAACUUAAUUCAUCAACAAGUAAUAAAAAUAUAUGACAGACUGCACACAUAUCAAUAAAGCGUGUAUCUAACUGAGAUAUCACUGUGUCUAGUACAAUAUUUAAAGUCUCAUUUAAAUAUUUUUUCUGGGUUUGAAAACCGGUAAUAAACAGCUAAUUCAUUAAUACGUUUUUUAACUUUUCUUUGCUUAUUUUCUCAAAAUUGGGUAACAGUGUCAUAUUUUCUUGGAAUUUCUCUGACUUUGCUCUUGAAUAAUUGGAAAUGAUUUCUAUAAAUUUGCAACUAUGCUUUGGUCUCUGCUCGCCUCGCCCAAAUUGAUGCCGCAUAUUUGUAAAGUUUUGAAUGCCUAAUUGAUGUUGUUCAAUAUACUGUGCAUGAAUUCGCAAAGCAAUCGCACGAACUCGAAAUUAAACAUUUUUGUUUUACACUAUCUGCUUCAGUACGCUCAUCUUUUUUAGGACUCUUUAGAACUAUUUCUGCUAAUACUUUUGUACAUUUAUGCCGGUAUUCUGCUUGUCACGAUUGUCUCAUGUCUCUAAUUGAGACAAUCGUAAUUUAGUGACUCUGUUAGUCAGGAUGUCUCAUUUUGGUAUUCUGGCAGAUACAGUCUCAAAAAUAUUCACCAAAUAGUAUGGUGAAAAGAAGGGCAGCAAUCAGCUGUUUAGUUUAGCUGAUUAGAGAUGAAUGCAAGUGCACAAUCGUAAUGUAUGAAACGAUUACAUGCAAUUAUUUUUUUUUUUCAUAAAAUUUCAGCAGUAAAACUUCUUCUUAAUAAUUGCACAGUACAAUUAUUGAAAACUAAUACUGAAAUAGUUUAUAAUAAAUGCUUAACAUAUGCAUUUUAUCUGAAUCAAUUGUUAAGUAAAUAUGAAAAAAUUUAACAACACAGUUAUCGAUUAACACAUGUGUUCAUCCUUAUAUUUGAUAAUAAUGGAAAAGGAAGAUCAUAAUAAAGUGUUGCGCACCUCGAAGGAGCAAAUAGAGUGCUAUCUAAAUUUUGUGCGGGUUCACCCGGAGAUAAAGUUGCACAAAAACGACCCAUCGCGGCCGAAAAGAAUGGAGGAGCUUUGGGCGGAACUCUCCGUGCAAUUAAAUGCCCUAAAAGGGCCCACUCGGAACCCCACAAAAUGGAGAGAGAAUCUGAGCCAUUGGAAAAACCAAAUAAGGUCACGCGCAAGGAAAGCCAAGGCGCACAAGCUGGUGACAGGUGGCGGUCCCAGCUUAACAAGUGAGCUCUCUGAAACAGAGCAGAGAGCGUUAGAAACGUUAGGGUCAAUUGCGGUUGAUGGGUUGGCAGAUGUACCAACCAUUGGCACAGAGGAAGAAGUAGUUUUCACAGCUGCACCGUCACCUCUAAAUACGACUUCGGAUGCAUCCAAUGAUUGCAUUCCGUCAUCGUCCCGUAGUAAAAAAAUGACGACGGACGAAAUGUUCCGAAAUUAUUUGGAUUUAAUGGAAGGAAAAGCCGAGGAGGAGAGAGCUUUCCGUAUUCAAACCUUAGAUUCCAUUAAUAAACAAUCGGAAUCCAUUAAUAAUUUAGCGGCAGCGAUGGUAUUGCUUGCUCAGACCAUCGUAAAAAACACCGAAGAUUGUACAAAAAAGUAAAAAAUGUGCUUUUUCAUGUACAUAUUAAUUAUUUUGUUGUGAUGUUUUUUGUACAAAAAAGUGAAAGUGAAAAAUGUUCCUUUUUAUAUACUUGUAUGAAUUAUUUUAUUGUUAUGUGUUUUGUACAAAAAAGUGA